AUGGGUGCUGGAAAAGAUCUACGAUUGUUUCCCCCCCUGGGUGCUCCACAUGAAGUAGAAGAAGCCAGCCGUUGCUCUCAAAAAAUGGCCGAUAUCCCUGCUCGCGCUUUGCUUCAGAGUUGUGGAUCUCUCCUCCCAGCCACCCGUUUUUACAAGAGAGUUCAUGAUAUACUAUCCGUGCUGUACGGAUACGGAAGCUUGCUUGUCAGUCCACCAGGCCUCGUCAAGAGAUCUACGUUGGCGCAAGAAAUGCGGCGACGUCGGCGGAGAUUAAGGAAGGCCCCUCCUACAGGGUUCUCCGGGGGCAGGGCACGGGAAGUGACAGCUGUCGAAGAGAGCUUUGACGUCGGACGCCUGCAGAAGGGUUUGCAAACCGACAAUGGCGGUUCCUGUGCUCCCGUACCCUGUACUCCUGUACCUCGAGGAGAGAGGGCGGGAAUGCCGUGUAGCUGUGGCAGAUCGUGA
Colletotrichum paranaense is the source of this 465-nucleotide messenger RNA. RefSeq lists its product as uncharacterized. The coding region runs from base 1 to 465 and encodes 154 amino acids. Lineage: Eukaryota; Fungi; Ascomycota; Sordariomycetes; Glomerellales; Glomerellaceae. The record is from RefSeq and is a predicted model, not a curated record. The transcript is spliced from 2 exons.